GUAGAGUGGAGGGGCUCACUCUGUUCUCUGUUCUCUGUUCUCUUUCCCUAUAGCCCCUCCUACAUUAUUUUCUGUAAAUAUUAUUACAACAACAACACCACCAUCAUUAUUUUCUGUAAAUAACAUAUUACAUACUACUACAUAACAAUAACAUACUUCAAUCUUCCCUUUGUUUUCGUUCGGUUUGUUUCUUACACCUACUCUCUCUCUAGCUUUUCUUUCUCUCUCCUAUUCUGCAAACCUUGUUUUGUUUCGGAUUUUCUGGUAUUAAAAUCUGUCCAACUCUUCACUCUCCAUCUUUUUCAACAUACCAUUAUCGAUUUCGUAUUGCACUCUCUCUUCUCUUCUCACCUCAUCUCAUCUCAUCUCAUCUCCAAUUCAAGCUAGCCACUUUUCUUCUUCUCAGUCUCUUCAAGUUUUUCACAUUUCUUCUCUCUUCCUUUCAUCUCCACUCGCAUCCCUCCAAACCAUAGAGGGAUAAAAAACAUGAAGAAGUUUGUACUCAAGUUAGAUUUGCCAGAUGACAAGGCUAAACAGAAGGCCCUGAAAACAGUCUCAACACUUUCAGGAAUUGAUGCUAUCUCUAUGGACAUGAAGGAGAAGAAAUUGACAGUGAUAGGAACAGUUGAUCCGGUGAAUGUGGUGAGCAAACUUCGGAAGUACUGGCAGACAGACAUAGUGUCAGUAGGUCCAGCAAAGGAGCCUGAGAAGAAGGAGGAGCCGAAGAAAGAAGAGGCAAAGAAGGAGGAAGAGAAGAAGGAAGAGGGAAAGAAGGAGGAGGAAGGCAAAAAGGAAGAGGAGAAAAAGGAAGAGGCAAAGAAGGAAGAGAAAAAAGAAGAGAAGAAAGAAGAAGAGAAAAAAGAAGAGGAGAAGAAGAAAGAGGCACCACCCCCACCCCCAGAUCCAGUUCUAGAGUUGGUAAAGGCUUAUAGGGCUUAUAAUCCACACAUGACCACAUAUUACUAUGUCCAAAGCAUGGAAGAGAAUCCCAAUGCUUGUGCCAUUUGUUAAAACAUCAAGCUGAGGAAGAAACAUGAAGAAAGAAAGACAUAUAUAUAAUAUAUAAUAUAUAUAUAUAUCAAACUUUCUCUACUUGUAAUGGAAUCAAGCCAACUCUUUCAUGAAGAUAGAAAGAAACUGCUUGUAUAUAUUUUGGUGGUGGUGGUGGUGGUGUCUUGUUUAGUUGUUUUGGGAGAUUAGCAAUGUGUAGAGAGAGGAAUAAAAUUUUGGGGGAUUUGUUUUGACAAUGAUCAGAAAUGUAAUCACAGUUGAUGUUAGUUUCCUUUUGAGCUGUUGCAUGUAUGAAGUAGAAGAAUGAAUGAGCAAUUAGUAAGCAGUGUUGUGGUGC
Vigna angularis (adzuki bean) is the source of this 1348-nucleotide messenger RNA. RefSeq names its product heavy metal-associated isoprenylated plant protein 39. Lineage: Eukaryota; Viridiplantae; Streptophyta; Magnoliopsida; Fabales; Fabaceae. The transcript has 3 exons. Bases 487 to 1011 code for a protein of 174 amino acids. The record is from RefSeq and is a predicted model, not a curated record. Gene Ontology annotation, molecular function: metal ion binding.